Microplitis demolitor is the source of this 953-nucleotide messenger RNA. It is a transcript of the gene TBCB, whose product is annotated as tubulin-folding cofactor B. The record is from RefSeq and is a predicted model, not a curated record. The transcript has 7 exons. Gene Ontology annotation, molecular function: alpha-tubulin binding; microtubule plus-end binding. Gene Ontology annotation, cellular component: microtubule plus-end; nucleus; cytoplasm. Lineage: Eukaryota; Metazoa; Arthropoda; Insecta; Hymenoptera; Braconidae. Gene Ontology annotation, biological process: tubulin complex assembly; cytoplasmic microtubule organization; post-chaperonin tubulin folding pathway. The coding region runs from base 98 to 829 and encodes 243 amino acids.
AGAGGCAGCACUUGGUAGUCAACCAAAAAAAGUUUUUGACGUUUCUCUGGAUCAUUAAUAAAAAAUAAUUAAACUUUUUAAUUAUAAUAUUUAAAAAAUGGCUGAAUAUUCUGUAAUAACAUCAGACUUUGUAAACGUGAGCAUCACAUCUUCUGGACAGCAGAGUUGCAUUGAAAGGAGAUUUCAAAAAGGAAUAACUAUUGAUGAUUUGAAGGGAAAAUUGGAAUUGCUGACCGGUGGGAACCGGUCUACGAUGCAAUUGGAGGUCUUUGAUAAAAAUAAUAAACUAAUUUGUAGCCCUAAUGAAGGAUCACGUCUUUUAGGAUCGUAUCCUAUUGAUGAUGGGAUGAUUUUACAUGUUACUGAUAAUUUUAUACGAAUUGAUGAUGAGUUGUCAAAUGUCCCAAAGUUUGAAAUAUCUGAUGAUGAUUAUUCAAAAAGACCUGAUACUGUAAAAGCAUUUAUGGCUAAAAACAAACUAGGAAAGUACAAUGAAGAAGAAAUGAAGAAAAAAGAAGAAGAUAAAAAACGUGAAGAAGAAUCAGAAAUUGAGUGGACAAAAAAUUUCAAACCGGGCGAUCGUUGUGAAAUAAGUGUACCGUCACAACCAAAACGACGCGGUACGAUUAUGUAUGUUGGUAAAACGGAUUUCCAAGAAGGUCUUUGGGUUGGUGUUAAGUAUGAUGAACCACUUGGAAAGAAUGAUGGAUCAGUAAAUGGAAAAAGAUAUUUUGAAUGUCCUCCUAAAUACGGUGGGUUUGUCAGGCCUCUUUAUGUGAAAAAAGGAGAUUUCCCAGAGGAAGACUAUGAUUUAAAUGAAGAAAUAUAAAUAUUUUAAGACUUCUUUUAUACUACUUAAAAUUAUUUUUCAUAUUUAUAGCAUAACAAUUGUUAUAAAUUUAUAAAUAAAUGCUCAAAGAGAUUGCUUUUUUAAAAUAAAAUAAUUAAACGCA